GACAUAUUCGUUUCUUGUACUUUGUAGCACCCAAUUUCCCAAACAAUUUCCGGUUACAAAUAAAAUCCUCAAUUCACAACCGUACGUCAACACGGGGCGCGAAAAUGGAGAAUCCACAGAACGAGAGCGAAAUUCGAGAAAUUGAAGAGACAGGAUCGAACUCCGAGCAGCAACCUCUUCUUCAGAGCCAGAAUCCGAGUUCAGACUCAAAAAACGUGAAGACGAAGGUUCCGGAGGUUGAAAUCCAUCUUUAUCGGCAAGGCAAAGGUCCGAUCGAUGUGUUUAAAUCGAGCCUUGGGGGUUGGGAUCAAGACCAGCUCGAGAUCCGAGAGAUUCUCGACAAAUACGGGUUCAAGUCGGCAUUCGCCUUUAAACCUGAGGCCGGCCGUGGCGUCCCGAUCCGAUUCAACCCUAGAAAUGGCAGGUCUAUACUGACGUACAGAGAUGGAGCGGAGAUUUACAUCGACGGAGAGCCCAAGGAUUCCCUGAUCAAACCAAUAACCAGGAUUAUUUUUGGCGUGGCGAUUUUAACGAUUUUGAUAACUUUUCUCUCUCGAGAGUCGCAAGGAUUGAUGAAGAAAUUAAAUAUAAGUGGGAACUUCCCUCCUUGGAUUCUUGCCUGUGUAGUUAUCGUUUUUACACGCUCAAGGAAGAGAACAAGGGACUUGCUGAAAAAGUUCGGUUGUGUUUAUCACGAAGAUUCGCAAUUGUUAAGAAAAGUCUAGAGUUACUCCGAUGGAUGUUUUGACGGUAGGAUGUACGGUGGUAAUCUUAGGCGUGGAUAGCCAUUUGUUCUAACCUUAAGGGUCGAGACUUAUGAGUAUACUUAUAAGACUGGCUCACAAGCGUGAUCAACGAGAAAUCUUAUCUUUGAAAAAACUUUACAAAAGCAAAAUAAAUAUAUAUUCUACAUUAGCUUCAAGCAUCUUUCUGCUCCAUCUUUGAUAAAACAGUUUGAUGACGUCAUCCAGCUUCUUCAAGAUACUUCGCAUGGUCGUAAGACAAGAAUUUAUAGGUAGAUACUCCUUCGAGAUUCAGGAUGAAGAAUUGCGGACUUACAAACGGCUAUCAACGUCUAAAGUUGCCGCCAUACAUCCUAUCGUCGAAGGAUCCAUUUUUAAUGGCGGAUUCCUUCCUUCUUAGAUAAGCAGCUCAUCAUCUACUUUAAUUUACUAUUAUUUUUCUUUCAUUUCCAAUUUUGAUAUGAAAAUUUGUUAUGAAGAUAUCAUUUAAGAUACUGUUAUUUAUGUUUCUUUUUCAAUAGAA
Momordica charantia (bitter melon) is the source of this 1266-nucleotide messenger RNA. RefSeq names its product WD repeat protein. The record is from RefSeq and is a predicted model, not a curated record. NCBI's taxonomy places the organism in Eukaryota, Viridiplantae, Streptophyta, Magnoliopsida, Cucurbitales, Cucurbitaceae.